AUGAGAGUUUAUCCCAGCAAGCAGUCAAACUAUCAGAAGUCUAAUAUUUGCUAUAGUAAGAAUACGAGGGAAGAGAAUAGGGAAGAGGUCACACAGAUUUUAGGGGUCACCCAAGCUCCUAAUUUCGGAAAGUAUGUAGGCUUACCCUAUUUUAUUGGGAGGAAUAAGCGGGCAGCAUUUGCAUAUAUUGAGGAUAAAAUCAGGCAAAGAAUUGGAUCAUGGAAUAAAAAUCUACUGACACAGGAAGUUGUUUGCACGGCCAUUGAGAGGACAAUGAACCGUUAUUGGUGGGGAUCCGGUACUGACCAUGGAAUUCAUUGGAAAGCAUGGGAUAAAUUGUGUGUCCCAAAGAAAUAUGGGGGGCUGGGUUUCAAGGAUCUGAGAGCAUUUAAUUUAGCAAUACUAGGCAAGCAGGCAUGGCGGAUGCUUACCAACACUGACUCAUUGGUGUCCCGUGUAUAUCAAGCGAGGUAUUAUCCUAAACAGACUUUCUUUGAGGCAUGUCUAGGAAAUAACCCCAGUUACUGUUGGCGUAGUAUUAUGGCAGCUAAAGAACUGGUUUGUGGUGGAGUGAGACGGCGUGUUGGGACUAGAAUUUCUACUUUAAUUUGGGAGCACCCGUGGCUUCAGGAUGACUUAGAUCCUAUGAUCCAUACGGAGAUGCCACCGCAGCUGGCGGGAGCUAAAGUGCUUGGCUUGAUAGAUCAGAAUACAUGCAGGGACUUGGGACCAUCCUAUUGUCUCGGAUAUUUUCCAACCAAGUGA
This is a messenger RNA of Ipomoea nil (Japanese morning glory), 765 nucleotides long. RefSeq lists its product as uncharacterized. The record is from RefSeq and is a predicted model, not a curated record. Bases 1 to 765 code for a protein of 254 amino acids. NCBI's taxonomy places the organism in Eukaryota, Viridiplantae, Streptophyta, Magnoliopsida, Solanales, Convolvulaceae. The transcript has 2 exons.